GACCGUCAUUUCUCGGAAACAUCUGUAUGCUAGCGUUGAAAAAGAUGAGUUGUUUGUACAUUUUGUUUGGGGCGUUAGAGUUUUUUCUUAUUCUACAUCCGACCUUAGGUGAUGUCCACUUUUCAACCCUUUUUCCUCCAAUACAUGAGUGCUGUGCAUCCGUACAACAUGAACACAAUGUAAAAGUUCAACCUGUAGAAUGGAUAGUUAUGGGAUUUGCUGCAUUUAUAUUGGGAGUAAUUAUCUGUGUGAGCUGUGUGAAAUGUUGUCUUGAAGACGAAACAAAGUCUACUGUACAACUAGUGAGUCAGCAACACAUUCAUCAGAAUGAAUGUAACUUACGGCAGCCUGUAUCAAUACGGGCCUCAUCUCCAAUACCUACCAAUACAGCAAGGCCUACAUCACAUCCCUAUACAGCUACUGCACAACUAGUGAGUCACCGACACAUUCAUCAGAAUGGACGUAACUUACAGCAGCCUGUAUCAUCACGGGCCUCAUCUCCAAUUCCUACCAAUCCAGAAAGUCCUACAGCACGUCCCUGUCCAGCUACUGCACAACUAGUGAGUCACCAACACACUCAUCAGAGAGAACAUGAUGUAAGGCAGCCUGUAUCAUCACGAGCCUCAUCUCCAAUUCCUAUCUGUCCAGAAAGGCCCACAGCACCACCCUGGCCAGCUGAUAUGCAACUAAUGAGUCAGCAGCUCAUUCAGCUGAAUGUUCAUGGUCUGUGGCAGUCUGAGUCAACACUAACGCCAGUUCCAGUUGUUGGCUGUCCAGAAAGACCUACAGCACCUCACUGUUCAGAUGCAGAUUCACCUCCUCCAUAUGAAGUAGUCGCACCACCUCCAUAUGAAGUGGCGGUUGCUAGUGAAAGUUACGUCUUGCAGGUUACAUAUAACUCUGAUUAAAAACAAUAAAUAAACAACUUCUUUUGAAUGUGGGCAGCACAGGAUUUGCUCUUUUGUGUGAGUUUAGA
Schistocerca cancellata (South American locust) is the source of this 976-nucleotide messenger RNA. RefSeq lists its product as uncharacterized. NCBI's taxonomy places the organism in Eukaryota, Metazoa, Arthropoda, Insecta, Orthoptera, Acrididae. The coding region runs from base 27 to 908 and encodes 293 amino acids. The record is from RefSeq and is a predicted model, not a curated record. The transcript has 8 exons.